AUGGUAGCAGCAGGAGCAGUAGUAGCAGCAGCAGCAGCAAUAAUCGAAGCAGCAGCAGCAAUAAUUGCUGCAGCAGCAGCAAUAGUAGCAGCAGCAGCGGCAAUGAUCGUAGCAGCAGCAGCAAUAAUCGCAGCAGCAGCAGCAAUAAUUGCUGCUGCUGCAGCAGCAAUAGUAGCAGCAGCAGCGGCAAUGAUCGUAGCAGCAGCAGCAAUAAUCGCAGCAGCAGCAGCAAUAAUUGCUGCAGCAGCAGCAAUAGUAGCAGCAGCAGCGGCAAUGAUCGUAGCAGCAGCAGCAAUAAUCGCAGCAGCAGCAGCAAUAAUUGCUGCAGCAGCAGCAAUAGUAGCAGCAGCAGCGGCAAUGAUCGUAGCAGCAGCAGCAAUAGUAGUAGCAGCAGAGGCAAGAACAGCAAUAAUGGCAGCAGCAGCAGCAGCAGCAAUAGUAGCAGCAACAGCAGCAAUAAGAGUAGCAGCAGCAGCAGGAGCAGCAGCAGCUGCAGGAGCUGCAGCAACAUCAGCAGCAAGAGCAGCAGCAGGAGCAGCUGCAACAGUAGCAGCAACAGGAAGAACCGCAGCAGCAACGGAACAGGAGCAGCAGCAGCAACAGCUGCAGCAGCAGCGGCAGCAGCAGCAACAGCAGCUUCAACAACAGCAGCUGCAGCAACAACAGCAGCAGCAAUAG
Messenger RNA from Eimeria necatrix, 678 nucleotides. RefSeq lists its product as hypothetical. The record is from RefSeq and is a predicted model, not a curated record. Lineage: Eukaryota; Apicomplexa; Conoidasida; Eucoccidiorida; Eimeriidae. Gene Ontology annotation, molecular function: actin binding. The coding region runs from base 1 to 678 and encodes 225 amino acids. The transcript has a single exon.